This is a messenger RNA of Aspergillus homomorphus CBS 101889, 3904 nucleotides long. RefSeq names its product class III chitinase ChiA1 (gene chiA1). The record is from RefSeq and is a predicted model, not a curated record. NCBI's taxonomy places the organism in Eukaryota, Fungi, Ascomycota, Eurotiomycetes, Eurotiales, Aspergillaceae. Gene Ontology annotation, biological process: carbohydrate metabolic process. Gene Ontology annotation, molecular function: chitinase activity. The coding region runs from base 233 to 3679 and encodes 1148 amino acids. The transcript has 3 exons. Gene Ontology annotation, cellular component: extracellular region.
GGAAGCUGUCCCAGGAGGUUCAGGACCCAGAGCAGACUCGCUCUUAUAACUCUACGUCGUCUGGCUCCCUUCCCUCCUUGAGAUGUUCUUCGUGUCAUCCCUCUCUAUCAUCUUUUGCGGGGACCGUCCAAGCAGCGGACUUUUGUCUGCGUCCUUUCUUUGAACCAAUCCGACGUUCACUUUCACUGGUCUGAGUGGCUCUCUUGCCUCCACCAGUCGACAUUCUUUCACCAUGGUGUCUCAACUUGUCACCGUCCUCGCUGCUGUGUCAGCUGUCACUCCUUUUGUCUCUGCCUUUGACCCUCAGUCAAAGUCGAAUGUUGCUGUUUACUACGGCCAAGGUUACGGUCAGAAACGUUUGAGUCAUUUCUGCCAAGAGUCGUCUUUAGACAUUAUCAACCUUGGAUUUAUCAAUGUGUUUCCGGAUCAGGGCAUCGCUGGUUGGCCAGGAAGUAAUUUCGGCAAUCAGUGCGAUGGCACCACCUACCAGGUUGACAACCUCUCAACAGAGUUGCUUAAGGGCUGCCACCAGCUGGUCGAAGACAUUCCCAUCUGCCAGGCUGCGGGUAAAAAAGUGUUCCUGUCUUUGGGUGGCGCCUCGCCCGACACCCAGCAGAUCCUGUCCGAGGACUCUGCAAGCGGGUUUGCCGACUUUCUUUGGGGUGCUUUUGGUCCCAAGACCGACGAUUGGGUAUCGAAAAAUGGCCCUCGGCCCUUUGGUGAUGUCGUCGUGGAUGGUUUCGACUUUGACAUUGAACACAAUGGCGAUUACGGCUACGCAACAAUGAUCAACCGCCUGAGAUACCACUAUUCAUCACAGCAGGGUCGUACUUUCUAUAUCUCGGGUGCGCCUCAAUGUUCGAUUCCUGACCAACACCUUGACUCUGCUAUCGCCAAUGCCGCCUUCGACUUCCUUUGGGUGCAAUUCUACAAUACCGAGGGUUGUUCCGCCCGUGACUAUAUCGAAGGCACGGUAGAUGGUUUCAACUUUGACAAAUGGGUGGAUGUUAUCAAGGCCGGAGGAAACCCGGACGCAAAGCUCUACGUUGGAUUGCCUGCCGGCCCGGGUGCUGCCAAUCCUGGAUACUACUUGUCUCCCAACGAGGCUUACUCGCUGGCAGCCGAGUAUAUGGCGCGCUUUCCUGACACUUUCGGUGGUAUCAUGCUUUGGGAGGCGACGGCUUCCGAUGAGAACAAGAUUGGCGACGAAUCCUUCGCGGAUGUGAUGAAGCAGAUCCUCGUGACACUUGACCCUACUCCUCCUCAGACAAGCACAGCUUUGCCUUCCAGCAGCACGCCCGCGCCAGCAACCUCAUACACUUCCACGAGUACACCCGUGGUGUCCACUUCCUCGGCCGUGUCUAUCCCUCCCGUGGUGUCUAUCUCAUCUGCUGUGUCUAGCCCUCCUGCGGUGUCUAGCUCUUCUGCGGUGUCUAGCGCUUCUGCCGUGUCGAGCUCGGGAACUACUGGCUUGUCAAGCAUAUCUGCCGUGGUUUCGAGCUCAUCUGUGGUAUCCAGCAACUCUGUACUAGCCAGCACUCCUGUUCUGACGAGCAGCUCUGUUGUUGCUAGCACAGCUUUGAGCACGCCUGUGGUCGUAGGCAGUUCUGCGGUCUCUAGCUUUUCAGCUGCCUCUAGUUUGCCUGUGGUAUCAGGUUCCACCGUCGUUUCCAGCUCGUUUGUAGUGUCCAGCGCUUCCGUGGUCUCCAGUUCUCCCGUGGUUUCCGGUUCAUCUAUUAUUUCGAUCACGCCCAUCAUUACAACCAACCGUGUUGUCUCUAGCUCGGCUUCGGCUUCGAGCUCUCUUGUGGUGACAAGCCGCCCUGUCAUCCCCAGCUCGUCUGACGUGUCUGGCUCUGCCUCCAGCUCGCCUGUGGUUUCUGGCUCUAGCGUGUCUUCCAGCUCGCCUGUGGUCUCUAGCCCCGUCGUUGCCACUUCCUCUGUGACCGCCAGCCCUCAUGGGACUUCCAUAUCCCCUGUGGUUAGUGUCUCUACGCAGUCCGGGUCUUCUGGUGUCUCUAUCUCCUCUGUGGUCACUAGCAGACCCGUCAUUCCAAAGCCAUCCUCUUCCAUUCUUGCUGUUCCAGGCGAUUCUAGAACACCGAGCUCUUCCGUCAUCCCUGGUACAUCCGGCCAGGCCCCGUCCAGUGUGUCUCAACUGUCCAGUCCAUCGAUCGUCUCGAGCUCUGUGGGUCCUUCGGGUCCAUCUAUCACUUCAGUGGGAUCUGCGCCCUCGAGCUCGGCUGGGGCCUCAAAUAAUGUGGCUUUCUCUUCUGGCGCAGAGACUUCUUCUGGCCAAUCUCUUUCCUCGAGUUCCGUCGUCAGCACCCUCACAUCGACAGUUGCGGGCGUAUCUUCUGAAACCGCCUCCUCUACGAGCCCUUCAGUCGGAUCUAGCACGGCUGUCUCGACAGUAUCAGCAGCACAGUCUGGAGGUUCCGCUCAGUCGGCCUCAGGGACGAUUACCGUCUCCGCUUCUAACACUCACGUAGCGUCUACCGCUUCGCGCACUGACGCUACAUCAAAAGCAGAGCUCUCCUCCGGUUCAAGUCCCAUCAGUACUUCUGUUUCUGGUAGCGGUGCGGCCCCGUCUGCAAACCCAGAGACCUCCCAUGAACCUGGUGUCACGGGAUCAACGACGGCCUUGACAAUCCUGAGUCCGACUGACCAGAGAAGCACGACCUCCUUGUCAGCCACAACCCAUACUAUUGGCGAUGUAUCAGGCCAGACGGGCAAGCCGACAGCAGUAACCAGCGAUGCUACUUCGACUGGCAGCGGUGCGUCCGCUAUCAUCACCCCGGGGAUCACGUCUGGCCUUGGGGGGAUCUCGGUAUCCCCAACCGCGUCUGUUUCGGAACCUGUGACCACGACCACGAUCAUCGUGACCUCGUACAUUGAUAUUUGUCCCGAGGGCUUCACGACCAUCACUACCACGUACACGACCACAUACUGUCCGGCAACGGCUGCUGCCAUCACCACUGCUCCCGCUACAGUCACUGGUGCUCCAGGUAACCCGGCUUCUGCCACGACUGUCGAUAUUCCCGAGGGUUGGACUACGACGGUAACGGUUUGCACACACUGUGCUGCGACGCCGACUACGGUUACUUUGACUCGACCGGCCACCAGCCUUCCGGCAGGGCCCGCGUCACCGACCACUGUCCCCGCUCCCCUGUCGGAGUGGACAACCACGGUCUCUGUCUGCACGGAGUGCGGACCGACACCGACCACGGUGACCGUCACGGUUCCUGUCAGCACUAUCGUCGCGGUGACAGGCACUCAAUUUGGCAAUCCGUACGGCGUCGAUGCUGUCCGUGAGGGAUCAACGGGACUUGGUGUAUCGCCAACCUCAGUCGAGGUGAUCCCUCACCCCACAUUCAUUGCUCUUGUAUCUGCGUCUUCUGGUCCAGCAUCCGCCAGCCAUUCUGCCAGCCAUUCCGGGCCCGCGGGAGCUGACAGUGCUCGUCCUUUUUCGGGAACCGGGGGAGCUAAUGGUGCCCGUCCUUCCUCGACGCUCCUGGUACAGCCGUCUGGUAGCGGCUUCCCAGGGUCCGUGGCACCUAGCCACACCCAGGGAGGCGUAUCGCCAGUUUUCACUGGCGCAGCUCCUCGAAUGACUGCCUUCAAACAUGGGGCCGGGACUCUCGUCACCGUUGCCCUACUUCUGCUCACUAUCUUGUAAAGCAUUCUUCUCUUCAGCUUUGUCCUUCUUUCUUUUCUCACGUCCUGUGUGACCACAUGCCUUCCGGCGACGUAUACAGCUUUACUUUACCUAUUACUGAUUUGGGAUGAAUGACCAACGAUAUCCGAUGUAUCGAUUUUAACUACUGUCUAAUCAGCACGAAAACCUUCUAGCAUGUGCUCUGUCAUUAUUAGUCUGCUUGGACAAUAAAUUUCAAUGAUCAUG